AACAGCUUUCUGGUGGUCCGAAAGAACAGUGUUGAUUCAAGAUGUCUGACAGCGACGACAGUGAUUUCUCUGACAACCGCAGUGAGCACAGCAGCGAAGCAGAGGAAGUUGAAGAAAAUGAGGAAGAAGACGGAGGAGGGAGUUUGGCGGGAAGUGAUAAGGAGGCAGAGGAGCAAGGGGAAGACCUAGACGAUGAAGAGGAGUAUGACGAAGAGGAGGAAGAGGAUGACGACCGCCCUCGAAAGAAACCACGUCACGGGGGCUUCAUCUUGGACGAAGCCGAUGUGGAUGAUGAGUAUGAAGAUGAAGACCAGUGGGGUGAGGAGGGUGAGGAAGACAUCUUGGAGAAGGAGGAAGCAGAGGCCUCUAAUUUAGAUCAGGUGGUGCAGGAGGAGGAUCACUCUGGCUCCCGCAGGCUUCAGAAUCUCUGGAGGGAUUCUCGGGAGGAGGCCCUGGGGGAGUAUUAUAUGAGGAAGUACGCCAAGUCAUCAGGAGGCGAACAUUUCUACGGAGGCUCGGACGAGCUGUCUGAUGACAUCACACAGCAGCAGCUUCUCCCCGGUGUCAAAGAUCCCAAUUUGUGGACUGUGAAGUGUAAGAUUGGGGAGGAACGGGCCACAGCCAUCGCACUCAUGAGGAAGUUCAUCGCCUACCAGUUUACAGAUACGCCCCUUCAAAUCAAGUCGGUGGUGGCCCCGGAGCAUGUGAAAGGCUACAUCUACGUGGAGUCGUACAAGCAGACCCAUGUGAAGGCGGCCAUCGACGGGGUGGGGAACCUCCGCAUGGGCUUCUGGAACCAGCAGAUGGUUCCGAUCAAGGAGAUGACGGACGUGCUGAAGGUGGUCAAGGAGGUCACCACGCUGAAGCCCAAGUCCUGGGUCCGCCUGAAGAGGGGGCUCUACAAAGACGACAUUGCUCAGGUUGAUUAUGUGGAACCCAGUCAGAAUACAGUCUCUCUGAAGCUGCUUCCUCGGAUAGACCUGGAUCGAAUUAAAGCCCGCAUGAGCAUGAAAGACUGGUUUGCCAAAAGAAAGAAGUCGAAGAGGCCUGGCCAGAGACUGUUUGAUGCCGAAAAGAUCAGGUCACUUGGAGGGGAGGUGACCCACGAUGUUGAGUUCAUGAUUUUCGAGGGCAACCGCUACAGCAGAAAGGGCUUCCUCUACAAAACCUUCGCCAUGUCUGCUGUGAUUACAGAUGGUGUGAAACCAACGUUGUCUGAAUUGGAGAAGUUUGAGGACCAGCCAGAGGGCAUUGACUUGGAGGUGGUCACAGAGACCACAGGGAAGAAGGAGGAGCACAACCUGCAGGCGGGGGACAACGUGGAGGUGUGCGAAGGGGAGUUGAUCAACCUCCAGGGGAAGAUCCUCAGUGUGGACGGCAACAAGAUCACCAUCAUGCCCAAACACGAGGACCUCAAGGACCCGUUGGAGUUUCCUGCACAUGAGUUGAGAAAGUACUUCAGGAUGGGCGAUCACGUCAAGGUUAUAGCUGGACGUUAUGAAGGCGACACCGGACUCAUUGUGCGAGUCGAAGAGAACUUUGUCAUCCUCUUUUCCGAUCUCACCAUGCAUGAGUUGAAAGUGUUACCGCGAGAUCUGCAGCUGUGCUCGGAGACGGCGUCGGGCGUGGACGCAGGAGGCCAGCACGAGUGGGGAGAGCUGGUCCAGCUGGAGCCCCAGACCGUUGGGGUCAUAGUCAGGCUGGAGCGAGAGACUUUCCAGGUGCUGAACAUGCAUGGCAAGGUGCAAACGGUCCGCCACCAGGCUAUCAAUCGUCGCAAAGACAACCGCUUCGCAGUUGCCCUGGACUCUGAGCAGAACAACAUCCAUGUGAAGGACAUUGUGAAAGUCAUAGAUGGUCCCCAUUCGGGGCGAGAGGGAGAGAUCCGUCACCUUUUCCGAGGUUUUGCCUUCCUUCAUUGCAAGAAGCUGGUAGAGAAUGGCGGCAUGUUUGUGUGCAAGACGCGUCACCUGGUCCUCGCUGGAGGUUCAAAGCCAAGGGAUGUGACCAACUUCACCGUUGGAGGAUUUGCCCCCAUGAGCCCUCGCAUCAGCAGUCCCAUGCACCCUGGUGGAGGAGGAGGAGGAGAACGAGGAGGAGGCAACCAGAGGGGUGGUGGAGGUGGAGGAAUGGGGCGUGGCCGAGGACGACGCGACAACGACCUGAUUGGCCAAACGGUCAGGAUUUCCCAGGGACCCUACAAAGGUUACAUCGGAGUGGUCAAAGACGCCACAGAGUCCACGGCGCGUGUUGAGCUCCACUCCACCUGCCAGACCAUCUCUGUGGAUCGCCAGCGUCUCACAACUACGGGUGCCAAGAGGCAAGGUGGCGCGACGUCCACACACGGACGCACCCCGCUAUACGGCUCCCAGACGCCCAUGUACGGCACUGCUGGCUCUCGCACGCCCAUGUACGGCAGCCAGACUCCGCUGCAUGAUGGCAGCAGAACGCCUCACUACGGCUCCCAGACCCCGAUUCACGACGGGAGCAGGACACCCGGCCAGAGCGGCGCCUGGGACCCGAACAACCCCAACACACCAUCACGUGGGGAAGAGGACUAUGAGUUUGGCUAUGACGAUGAGCCGUCACCAUCGCCCCAGGGCUACGGCAGCACACCCAACCCUCAGACGCCGGGCUACCCCGAGGUGCCCUCGCCACAGGUCAACCCCCAAUACAACCCACAGACCCCGGGGACCCCAGCCAUGUACAACACAGACCAGUAUUCGCCAUACGCAGCUCCAUCGCCUCAAGGCUCGUACCAGCCGAGCCCCAGUCCUCAAAGUUACCACCAGGUGGCGCCCAGUCCCGUGGGCUACCAGAACACACACUCACCGGCCAGCUACCAUCCCACGCCCUCUCCUAUGGCUUAUCAGGCCAGUCCGAGCCCCAGCCCGGUAGGCUACAGCCCCAUGACUCCCGGGGCCCCGUCUCCGGGCGGAUAUAACCCCCACACCCCCGGCUCCAACAUCGACCAGACCUCCUGCGACUGGGUCACGACAGACAUCCUGGUGCGGGUCAAGGACACCUUCAUGGACGGAGGGGUGGUGAACCAGACGGGCGUCAUCCGCAGCGUCACGGGAGGCAUGUGUUCAGUGUUUCUUCAAGACACGGAAAAGGUGGUCAGCAUCUCUAGUGAACACCUGGAGCCCAUCACGCCAACUAAAAACAACAAGGUGAAGGUGAUUUUGGGGGAGGACCGGGAAGCCAGUGGAGUAUUGCUCAGUAUCGAUGGCGAGGACGGCAUCGUUAGGAUGGAGCUGGACGAACAGCUCAAGAUCCUCAACCUCCGCUUCCUUGGCAAGCUGGAAGUUUGAUUCAAGAUUCUUAACGUCCACUUUCUUGGCAAGCUGGAAGUUUGAUUCUGUAAUCAAACACGGAUGAAAAGCCACGUUUAUUGGAAGCGAAAUGGUUCAAAGUCUGUUUUUGUGCAACUUUAUACGACGUUUAUGUAUGACGAUGCAGAAUUAUCCCAAAACAUGUAAGUGACGUGAAAAAGUUGAAGCAGAUCUUCUUAGUCCCCUGUUUAGUUUUUUUUUCCACGAUAAUGAUUUUAUGUCAGUAAAAUAUGCCUGAUUGUCUGCUUUAUUCUUCAAA
Molecule: messenger RNA, 3594 nt
Organism: Engraulis encrasicolus (European anchovy)
Lineage: Eukaryota; Metazoa; Chordata; Actinopteri; Clupeiformes; Engraulidae
Gene: supt5h
Product: SPT5 homolog, DSIF elongation factor subunit
Exons: 29
Coding region: 42-3314 (1090 amino acids)
Biological process (GO): transcription elongation-coupled chromatin remodeling; regulation of DNA-templated transcription elongation; regulation of transcription by RNA polymerase II
Cellular component (GO): DSIF complex
Molecular function (GO): protein binding; mRNA binding
Source: RefSeq, a predicted model, not a curated record